Messenger RNA from Lathyrus sativus (Indian pea), 249 nucleotides. The record is from the annotation of a GenBank genome assembly. NCBI's taxonomy places the organism in Eukaryota, Viridiplantae, Streptophyta, Magnoliopsida, Fabales, Fabaceae.
AUGACUUGUGAUAUAUUGAGCAUUUCAAUAACAACGGUGACAUCUGAAUCUGCUUUUAGCAUUGGCUCUCGAGUUUUAAACAAGUAUAGAAACUCAAUGAAAAAGGAAUCAGUUGAAGCUCUCAUGUGCACAAAGAGUUGGUUAUAUGAUUUUGAAGAAUUUGAUAAUGACAUCAAUACUAAUCAAGAUGGUUUAAGUGGACAAGCAUCCAACACAUUUGAUCAUGUGAAUGUCUUUGAAGAAAACUAA